AUGGUGGAAGAAGAAUGGUAUGAAACUACUAGAAUGGUUGCGAAACAUUCGGAAAAACAAAACAUUGAAAAAGUUUAUUCGCACACUAAUCCUUUUAUAAGGAAUUUUAUAAGACGUUCCAUUAAAGGUGGGAGAGUCUCUGCUAACAGAAAAUCGUUCGAAACGAACAAAAUGAAUGAGAUCUGCGCCAUAUUAAAAGAAUACAAUGAAAGCGACACUGAAGGAAUAAUAGAUUUAUUCAAAAAAUACAUCGCAAGCACAAAAGACAAAACGGAAGUUCAUUCGAGACUUAAAAAAAUAGAAUGUACUAAACUAAUGGCAUUUGAUGCUAACGGUUUAUACGCUUCCGCCAUGUCGGAUUUAGACAGUGAAUAUCCGAGAGCGGAAAGUGGAAGACCGUUUCUACCAGAAGAAGAAAAAGAAUUUGUAAAACUCUUCAACAAACAAAAAUUCAGACCUAGAACAGCUAUUUUAACAGUGUGGUUUGACUAUCCCAAAAACAUUUUCUUCCAACCGAUACCAGCUAAAGAUAAAAUCACUUUCACGAAUAAAGAAGGUAAAAAGGAAACUGGUAACAAAAUCAGGUUCAGAAAUGGUUUCUGUCACGACGUUUUAACAUCGGUCGAUAUUCAAGAAAUAGUGAAAGCCGGUGGACGAAUUAUUAGAAUAUUAGAUGGUAUAGUUUACGAAGAAAAUUUUAAAACUCCACCCUAUAGAGAUUAUAUUUUAAUUUUGAGAGAUUUAAGAAAUAAAUAUAAACGAGAAG
Messenger RNA from Lottia gigantea (owl limpet), 766 nucleotides. RefSeq lists its product as hypothetical. Gene Ontology annotation, molecular function: DNA-directed DNA polymerase activity; DNA binding; nucleotide binding. Gene Ontology annotation, biological process: DNA replication. The record is from RefSeq and is a predicted model, not a curated record. The annotation marks the transcript as partial. Lineage: Eukaryota; Metazoa; Mollusca; Gastropoda; Lottiidae. The transcript has a single exon.